Daphnia magna is the source of this 2015-nucleotide messenger RNA. Its product is annotated as tRNA modification GTPase GTPBP3, mitochondrial. Gene Ontology annotation, cellular component: cytoplasm; mitochondrion. Gene Ontology annotation, biological process: tRNA methylation; tRNA wobble uridine modification. The coding region runs from base 393 to 1697 and encodes 434 amino acids. The transcript is spliced from 6 exons. The record is from RefSeq and is a predicted model, not a curated record. Gene Ontology annotation, molecular function: GTPase activity; GTP binding; protein binding. NCBI's taxonomy places the organism in Eukaryota, Metazoa, Arthropoda, Branchiopoda, Diplostraca, Daphniidae.
AAUGUUCUUCCACCAAUACAGCUCAUUAUCGUGAGUGACUUUCUACUUAACCAAUAAAUUAUCCGAGAAGAUUAUUUGGUGAGUAAGGGAAGAAAACAAGGCGGUCUUUCAGGAAAUGGCUCUCUUACCGUCUUCCAACACCAAUUCACAUACACAGUAAGACCAUCUGGUGGUUGAAAAAUCCAACAAGGAUAGGGGACGCUACUAGCCCAACAUGGUUUCGCUUGGAUUUCGCGUGGAUUGACCCAAUAAUGCUGUCGCUUAUGGCCAAUAGAUGAAGGUACACAUCAACACGCCGAUCUACCAUUUUCGCGUUAUCAUCAGGUACAAGUCGAAGUGCAAUUUCUGUAAUAAGAAUAUCUGGACCGAACAGCGUAGAAGUCAUCCGUAAGAUGACGAGACUGAACAAAGAAAACAUCAUUCCAAGAAAAGCAUUGCUACGCAAAAUAGUAGAUCCAAACAAUGGGGACCUAUUGGAUAAUGGACUUGUGCUCUGGUUCCCCCAUCCACAUAGUUUUACAGGUGAAGAUUCUGUAGAGCUACAUGUGCAUGGUGGCAUUGCCGUUGUGUCAUCCAUAAUCAGUGCCCUGCAGAAAUUACCUGGAUUUCGCAUCGCUGAGGCAGGAGAGUUUACUAAAAGGGCAUAUCUAGCAGGGAAGCUUGAUGCCACAGAAGUAGAGGGGCUGGCAGAUUUGUUACGAGCUGAAACAGAAACACAAAGACGCCAAGCCAUAAGACAGGCUACAGGGGAACUAGCAGAGUUGUAUAAUAAAUGGCGAACUUCCAUUCUCACCUGCAUGGCUCACUUGGAAGCUUAUGUUGACUUUGGAGAGGAUCAAGAUAUUGGACAUGAAGUACUAAGCUCACUUCAGUAUGCAAUCCAGUCAUUAAAAUCUGAGGUUGGCAGUCAUUUAAAUGACAACAGAAGGGGGGAGAGACUACGAAACGGAGUAAGGGUAGCAAUUAUCGGUGAACCUAACGUUGGAAAAUCAUCUUUAAUCAACAUACUGAGUCGCAGGAAUGUUGCCAUCGUUUCUCCGUAUGCUGGGACAACACGUGAUAUUGUAGAAAUUUCAUUAGAUAUCGGAGGCUACCCAAUUGUCUUGUGUGAUACGGCGGGCUUAAGGCAUUCAGUGGAUCCUGUCGAAAACGAGGGGCUCAGACGAGCUCGAGAGGCUGCAUCCACUGCCGAUUUGGUGAUUAUUGUAAUGGAUGUUUCGACAGGACCAGCCAAACUAUUGCAGUUAUCUACAAAAGAAAUGGCCCGUCUCGAGUGUGAACGCCUCAACCUAUCAUUCAAUGCUGAAGGCAAUUACCUCGUCCUAUUAAAUAAACUCGAUCUUACUUCAUCCAGCGUGUCAAUCAAUCAGUCAGCUGUGUCAGCUCUUUCGUGCAAGACCGGACAGGGCCUCGAAGAAUUUCUAGUCGAUCUGGAGAAAAAAUUAGCUGAGCUGUGCGCCAAUCCGAUGCAGGAAGCGCCACUAAUCACAAGUUCCAGGCAACGCCAUCACGUCCAAGUCGCUUUUAGACAUUUGGAGAAAUUCCUGGACAUUAUCGAGCAGCAAGGUGAUUUGGCCCUGGCCGGCGAACAGCUUCGCCGAUCGGCCAAACAGAUCGGUUCAAUCACUGCCCGUGGCAAGAUCGACACCGAAGAAAUGCUGGACGUACUCUUUCGAUCGUUUUGUAUUGGAAAGUAGCUGCGCACAAGAACAUGAGAUGAAUGAUAAAGAUCAAAAUAAAAUAGAUCAUUUUUUCCACGAGCACAUUUGUUUGUUUUUUUCCUUUCCAAAAUCAGUUUCGUAGGAGUGAAAUUGUUCGGAAGGAACUUGUCGUUCCCACCGUCACAAAACACGCAAGUCAAAAAAAAAUUCUUUAAAUUAAAACAGAGAAAUAGAGAUAGAAAGAAACAGAAAAGCAUAUCAUUUCGUCACAAAUUUUCAAAUCAAAAAUGGAGGGGAGCGGUGGCAGAUUUGAUAAUAUUAUUUGAUCGACAGCUAAAUAAAAUAAACGGGGGG